Molecule: messenger RNA, 6311 nt
Organism: Penaeus indicus
Lineage: Eukaryota; Metazoa; Arthropoda; Malacostraca; Decapoda; Penaeidae
Product: sestrin homolog
Exons: 5
Biological process (GO): negative regulation of TORC1 signaling; cellular response to leucine starvation; positive regulation of macroautophagy
Cellular component (GO): nucleus
Molecular function (GO): L-leucine binding; oxidoreductase activity, acting on peroxide as acceptor
Source: RefSeq, a predicted model, not a curated record
GCCUGCUCGUCGGGCUCCCCAAGCAGCGUGGAACUGAGCGAGGGCGGGGUGGACGUCCUGGUGGAGCGGAUGAGGUCCAUUUCGCUCGUCCAGUCCGACUUCAACGGCAUCUCGGAGGAGCAGACGAGAGUCAGUUUUGAAAAGCUGAAAAAACAGGCAGCCAACAUAUCAAGUCCAAACGUCGACGGCACGGAAGUCUGCAAAUCUCGGUACAGCCACCUGUCCCCCAAUCCGGAAUUCAUGUACGUUGACUUCCACAAGAGAGGAGAGAAGUCGCCCGUGCCCACUAUCAAAUCACAGGACUGUUCAUGGGAAGAACAUGGUUUCUCCCUUGUAAGUGAACUUUAUAGUGAAGUAGCUGAUAUAUUAGACAACAAGUUCAAGACUGCAUAUAACAUGACUUAUUACACCUGUGGCCACAAGACACACGUGGACACUUUCCUCUUCCGUCAAGCUGUGUGGAAUUAUCUUCACUGUUUAUAUGGCAUAAGACAUGAUGACUAUGACUACAGCCAGAUCAAUCAGCUGUUGGAGAGGAACCUGAAGAUGUUCCUGAAGACAGUCACUUGCUUUCCUGAGAGAUUAUCUUCCUUAGAGGCGUCUCCUUUCAUCAUGAAGGGCUUCCUCAACAGUGAAAAGGUUCAUGUGAUGGUCCUGGUACUAGAAGGACGCUUGCAGGCAGAGCUACUCCACGGCUUGCGAGCGCUAGGCCACUAUCUAAUGUGAGCUGCUGGGACGUGGAAGAAGCUGUGAUGUGACAAUGCCUUGGGGAAACUUCCUGGUUUUGUAUACCCAUGAGGGAAGUGAGAACCUGCAUCAGAGCAGUACCUUCAGUUUGGGGAAGGCACACUUAUAGCAAGUGUGAAGGGAAAAUUAUUGUUAUCUCAAAUUGUAUAGAACUAGUUGCAUAGCUACUAGUUGCUGGUCUUCUGCAUUUCGAUAGGGGAAAAGAAAUAGUCUCAUGUACCACAUUGGUAUUAUUGUCUGCAUUGAAAUAUGCACAGUAUGAAACUGAUAUUUGGAAGUUUUUUCUUUUAAAAUCAGCAGACACUGAAUCAGUUUACCAGAUUUUAAAAAAUUAUUAUUAUUAUUAUUUUUCGAAAUUGUUUAUUGAUCAGAUCUGGCAGGAGAGAUUGAUAGAUUGCUGCAUAGCAAGACCAACCAGUAAAUUUGUCCCACUUUCCCUUUUACUGUGUCUUGUCAAAUCAAGAAGAACCUCAGCUGUUUCAGAGAUCUGCUGUUAUUUUGGAAAAUGUCUGUAUAUAAUUAUCUAUUUGGCAUCUUUUAGAUGGAUUUAACUUAGAUAUAUAUGAUAUCCUUUGCUAUGAGAUGUGAAUGUUGCAUAGUAUAAUGUGUAAUCCUGUGGCUUUGCAGUAUUGCUUGAAAGGACUGUAUUUACAUGCUUAUAAACCAUUGUUAUUCAUUGCUGUGGAAGUUUUAUGGGCACAACUGAUACAUUUUUUUUUACCUUUAAAGUACAUGUCAAAUUUUGAAGCACCAGACUUUCUAUUAUAAAAAAAAUAUUAUAUUAAUUUAGAUUUAAAAUAUAUCAAAGGACCCAGUUGUCAGUAAUACUACCAAGUGAUAUUUAAAAAAACAGAUAUAACACAUAUUUACUGGUCAUGUAAUUUUACAGAUGAUAAUUAUUGACAUAGUUGAGUUCAGAAAAUGAAUUUUGGUGCCCAAGGCUAUAUUGCAUGGAGAAGAGAAUGUGUCAUAACAAAUUUUCGAGAAUAUAUUUCUUUAUUGAUAUACUUUCCUAUUACAAAACAGUACAGUUUCCAUUUUUUAUUUGUAUUGAUAAAACAAAAGUAACAAAAGCUGAUAGUUUUUUUUGCAUCUGAUUAUUUAAUGGCUGUUAUUCAUAAACAAAGUCAUACUCUAGCUAUAUGAGCUGUCAUAAGACUUUCAUGUGUUUCACUUUUAAUGGAGUUAUUUGCUGAAUGAUGUUCACAAAGGCCUGUUGUUUUAGAAUAUUCUUAAGAGCAUAGUUUACUGAAUAGCUUCAUUUUACGAAUGCGUAAUAAAGACCCAACAGUAUGAAGAACAACUAGAUUUUUUUCAUAAUGGCUGAAAAUACUAAAGCAAGGUUGAAUUAUAUCUUAUAUUAAAGGUAUAUAGAUGUUAUAGCACUGCUAUAAUAUCAAUAUACCCUUAAUAUAAGCUUCUUACUCUUUACCAUGCAAAUUAUGACCAACUAGUAUCUGUAAACAGCCAGUGUAUAGUGAUUGAAAGAACAAAGCAAUUUUGGUUAUUAGUUAUGGUAGUGUGUCAGAAGUGAACAUGGGCCAUCCUUUUGUUAUGAAAUGAAUGUUUUAUAAGCAUGUGGAUAUUGUAAUUACAGAAGACUAGAACCAGUCUUAAGGGUUUCUUAGAGCAGAAGCCUGAAUUGCAAGUUAUUGUUGCAUUCUUGAGAAUAUUGAUUAUGAAACCAAUUUCUCAAAAGUAUUUUUCUUUUUUUUCAACAUUUAAUGUAAUUUGUACAUAUUUCUGCUGUAGAUAGAUAUUGGCUACUGUCAAGUUUUGAGUCUUACCAAGUGCAUUCUCAGCAAAAGAAGAAUAUAACUGAAAACUGCCUUCCAUUCAAGUGAAUAUAAUUAUUUUAUGCUAUAAGUAUAUUAGAUGCACUUCUGUUGUAAAUCAGUAUGUAUAUAAACAUAUAUGUAUUAUUAAAUAUUGUUAAAGUAUGUUGAAUAUAAGAUCUGACUACACAAUGGCUGAAAGAGAUGGAAAAUAGUCUCAAUUAUUGUAUGGAAUGGUUAUUCUGAUUCUUCUGUCCUUCACUGUAUAAGCACUGUUCGAAUUAUGGCAAGGACAUCAGUAUUGGUUUUAAUAGGUCCCAUGCUGUGAUCUGAGCUUUCCAAAUAGGCAUGGAAACAGAGUACAGAAAAAGUGAAACUUUUUAUUUCAUGAUGUAUGUGAAUAAUGAAAUUUAGGAGGGAAGUCAUUAUUAAAAAUGGGUUUUGCAAUUUUUUUUUUUUUUUUUUUUUUUUUUUUUUUUUUUUUUUUUUGGUUGUUGAGCUUGCUAUGAAGAUGAAGUUGUUCAGGUAAACUAGACCAAUAUAUCUGAUUAGCUGAGCGAUGUUUGCACAUAGCUUAGAAUAUUUGCAAGGUAAGUGAAGGAUUUUAUUAAGAAAUUUUGUAAGGGACAGUCAUUCACAGUUACAGUCUGUCUGUUUCUACACUUUGUUUUAGAUCAAAACGUCAUGAAAUGAGAUGAAUAGAAAUUGUUUUAUUUAUUUGAUUUUAUUCUUUCUUGUUUUUUCACUUAGUAAGCAGCUGAUUUAAGUGCUUCUAAGUACCAUUUUUUGUUUCAUAUUAGUGAGCUUUUUCAGCCUUGUGAUGAAUAAUGGUAGUAUGGUUUGUUUAAUAUCUCCAAUCUUUACUUGUAGGUAGUUAGUUAUAAGUCUUCUAUUCGAAGUUAUGUUAAUUAAACCAAUCAGUUUUAUUGCUCAAAGAUGAAGGUGACCGCCUGGUAGUUUAUAUACCACCCACCCCCACCCCCUGCCAAAAAAAUAUACAAAUAAAAAUAUCUCCAUUUGCCAGUCAUGGUGCUUAUAAGUGAACAUACGUUUAUGUUGAGUAUCUUUAGGUUCAUGUUCAUGUUGUGAGGUAGAAUGCUUGGGAUUUGAAAUGCCCCCUGAUUCCUACUAUAGUGUGUGAUAAGAUAUGUGUAUAGUUUUAAACAUUUUUUUUUUCUUCACCAUCUUGUCAGUGUCAGAAUAUGUAGCUGGUUAAAGUGUUUUUUUUUAUCUAUUAACAGGUAUUAUUUUUAUUUAGUUUUCAUCAUUAUUAUUUUGUAGUUUAACACAUAAGAUUGAAUGUCAUAAUUUGGUUUAUUCUCUGUUAAAAAUCAAAGUUCUUUUUUUUUCUUUUUCUUUUUCUUCAAAGCAGGAGUAGGGUAGUCAAAAUAUAUAUUGAAGAAAAUAUAUAGAUAUACUUUAUUUCAUUUCAUUUUCUAAGGGUACUUCAUGUUUCAUUUUCAACAUUUUUUGCAUUUGUCAAAAUUUCACGUUUCACUUGUACAUUUUUUUCAUGUGUUUUAUCGUUACCAACUUACAUAAGCUCUCUAUGAAACACUCUGUUAAGGUUUUUUCAUGUUUUUUUUUUCUUCUUGAUUCUUCUUAUUCAUAUAGAUAACUCCAAAAGACCACUGGCUCAAAAUUCCUUCUGUGCUAUGAUGUGUCUGUAAGGAUGCUUGUGUGUAUGUUUGUAUCUUAAUUUUUAAGGUUACCAAUGUCUUCUUAUAUUCUGAUUUAGAAAGGCGAGGGGAUAAUUUAGCUUCAUGUAGGCUGUGAUACCACUGUUGUUUUGUCACAUCCUUCGGACUUUGUUGGAUAUUUUUGAUGAAUUGAGAUGCGGAAGAGAUAUUGGUAAUUCUGAUCAUUUGGUUUCAUCUGCGGGUUGUUCUGAUGUCCUCAGGGUGAUGCUCCAUUACCAGUCAUGUUCACUUGAAUGUCUUGUUAUCAUUUGUCCUUGUGUUGCUCAAACAUUUUCCUUUUUUCUGUUGCAUAUGGUUGUAUUUGUAAUUUCUAAGAUUUGUAUAGAGCUCAGACAAUGUGAUGUUUUCCUAAAUAGAUCGUCAUUAUCAGCUAUUCCAGAAAAGGAUAGAUACAAAAGAAUUCAAAUGUUUUUACACAACUUGUUCAGCGAUCGGAGUAGUGCUGUACUUGUACUUGACGUUUGACGAGUGUACACUGAAAAGGCUAAUGUACUUCCCAUCUUCCCUUAUUAGUGAAUAUGUAAUUCUCUCACAGUGCUGUAGAACAAUAUACUUUUGUUUAUUAUGAAAUUAAUGACAAGGUCUGAGCUUUACAUAACCUCUGCCAACUUUGCCAUCUCAUCCUUUGCAUUUGUAAUGGAUUAUUGCUUCUUAAAUAAUUUCUGAAAUUUGGGGAGCAUAUUAGUUUCUUUCUUAAAUUUUUAUUUAAAGAUUCAUGAUAUGGCAUUUACUGCUUCUGCAACGUGCCAUGUACUACUACCUUUUCUAAUGUUUCUUUUAAUGUGCUACAUAUAGAACUAGGCAGCUAUUUCUAACACUUCUAUUACUAUUACUAUCAGUGAUACUGCCACAGGGAUGAUGAGAAUAAUCAUAUUGAUAAUGCUAUUUUCGUUUUAUUUUCUUAUUGAUAUUAUUCAUGUUAUACUUUUAUUUUAUUAUUGCUAUUAAUUUUUGUAAUUAAGAAACUAUAUGAUGAACUAUUUUUUUUAUUUUCAAAAUUAUUAUUGUUCUUAUACUGCUUAGCUACUACUAAUUAUUAUCAUAACUACUACUGUUAAUAAAAAAAUCACAAAAAAAUCCUAAUAUUCAUCAAAAUUGUUUGGGAUUCUAAGAGUACUAGAUUGCUGAUAACAGUGGUGCCCUAAGGGGUAGAAGUACUUAAUGUUGAAUUGAAUUUGUCAUUGCAUUUUGUAAUGGAAGAGGAAAGAUGGCAUUGAAAUUAUAUCUUGAAAGUACUUAUGUUGCCCCAGUUCAAUAACGAAAGGAGAGUUGUACAGACAAGGAGGUUCUGUUGAAGGCUAAAUUCAUUUUACUGUGAUUUCAGUUGAUACAUGAAAGGAUGUUAUGAAGUCAAGAUGGCAGAGGAAUUAUGUUUCACUGAUAAGGAAAUAGCAAAAACUGAGCAUCUGGAGUAAGGAAAUUGUUUAGGGAAACCAUUCAAAUGUAAUUUAAUUUGUAAAAUAUUAGAGGCUGCUAAGAGGAAUUGUAUGUAUUUGUGCAGGUCAGUAAGUUGUUGAAUAACUAAAAUGUACAACAUGUGAUCACAGGUAUUAAUCUGUUCUGAUGAUUUCAUUAAUUAUGACUUGAUUUCAUUGGUGAUAACAGGUAGUGCUUUAGAUAUGGUAAAUGCUAUUCCUUUGGAUUAUUGUAAUGCACAAACAUAAUUUUUUUCUUUUUUUUCUGGUAUUUGAGAUUGGCACAUAUUUACUGGUAAUAGAGCUGGCUGAAUUGACACGGACAAGUACUUUUUCUUUCUAAACAUAUUUUACCGGAUAUCCUAAAGAAUUUUAGAGUAAGACUAUGUUUUACUGUCUCCAUUUUCUUUUUCUAUUUGAAUAGAAUAACAUUAAAGGAGACUAAUGUGAACAUUUUACAAUAACUAUUAUAAUAGCAUUCUUAUUACAGGUCAUUUUUAGUGUUGAUUUAGAUCCAUAUGAUUAAGGAUUGUUCAAAAGUUCCAUUUAUAUAUUAAAAACAGCCAAGGUAAGAAUAUGUUACAAAGAAUAUAUAGCUGAAUUAAAACAAACUGAAAAUCUGAAGUACAGUUAAGUAAAAAAAAAAGAAAAAAAAAAAAAAAAAGAAGAGACAA